AUGCGGUGGCUUCUCGUCAGCUUCAUCCUGUUCGUCGCCGUCCUGACGACGGACGUGAAGGUCAUUCUGAAUGUCAUGUGUCCCAUUGCCACCCCAAAAUUCCCCAGAACCGCCAAUUUCACUCUGAUGGAACGGGAUGGCGGCGUUAAUGGUUGGUUUUUAAGAUUAAAAAAAUGAUUAAAAAAAUGAAACUUUUUUUCGUAAAAAAACUCUGACUCGAUUUUACACCCCUUAGGAGGUUAUUUUAAUUUAAAAGACAAUUUUUUUUUGAUUUCUGUUGGUAACGCUAACCGGACGUGCUCCGGACGUUCCUGGGCAAUUCUAGGGAUCACUUAAGAGUUCUGAGGCUACUAAAGUGGUCACUAAAAACGCCCCGAAAUGUUCGAUUCGCGUCCCGUUCACCUUACCAAGGUCCAAGAAAGUUUACCUCCGCAUUAAGUUCUUAGGAAUCCCAGAGUGGUCCCUAGAGGGUUAAAAUAAAAAACAGCCCAAAGCGGGGCCGAAAAAGUGGUCCCUAUAGGGGGGAAUCAAGGUGGUUUCUACAGGGGUUCAAUAUCUGUACCCUCAGCUCCUAAAUUUAAAUGGUCCCUAUAGGGGGGAAAUCAAGGUGGUUUCUACAGGGGUUCAAUAUCUGUACCCUCAGCUCCUAAAGCUUAAGUGGUCCCUAUAGGGGUAAGGAGAAAAAACAGCCCAUAAAGAGCCGAAAAAAUGGUCUUUAUAGGUAGAGAGCGCAGAGCCACGCCCCUUUUUGCGAUGGUGAAAUGCACUGGUUUUUUAGAUUUUGUGUUUGAUGUUUUCGUAAAAGCACAAUACUGAACCAAACACAGAGAAAAUUGGGAGAAACAUAUAGAAAACCUUCCUCUUUAAUCUGAUAUAUUUUUCACCCGAUUUUCGAAGCGUUUUAGCGGAGUGUCGUACGAAAAACCAAAACUACUUUUUUUCUUCGGGUUUUUAACCUAGUUCCAUGUCGUUGGCGCCUUUUUUUAUUUUCGAAUUCAAUUUUUAAGUGAAAAACACAUUUUUUAAGAAAAAAAAAUUAAAAUUUUUACGGUGCCCAAUCUUCGUGAGGCCGCGCAAAGUUGAAAAAUGUUGUACUCGGUUUCGAGUGCGUGUAAGUAAAAAAAUUGUUAUUUUUAACUUGUGCAUUAAAUUGUAACUAAAACUUUAUUAGUAUAAAACUUGAUCCGAAAACUUUGUUUUCUGAGAAAAAAAAGACAGUGAAAAUUUCGAAAUUCAUUUUAGCAUGGUCAGAUGUCGUUGGCGCCUUUUUUUAUUUCUUAAAUAUUAGCGUAUCUCAAUUUUUUCAAUCAAUUAAAAAAAUAAAAUAAAAAAAUUUUAGCGGUGUCUAAAAAGUUUAAUUAUUGUUAAUUUGGAGCCAACGUUAAAAAAAUAACAAAAAAACGCCGAAAAAAAGGAGGUAUUUCGAACUGAAUCUUUAUGAAUAAAUUGUUUUUAGGUGAUCCGAACACACGUGACUAAUAAUUCUUCAACUAUCAUAACUUUUUUUUAAACAAGAUAGUCGGUAAAUGCUGUACUUUGAGGUGAAGUGGUGUAUGGCGCGAACGCCUCUCAUCUCCGAGAGAUGUGUGUGGAGCAGCGCAAGUGCGCCUGCAUACAGUUUUGAUAUCGCGAGUUCAAUCCUCGCAGCGGCCAUUUUUUCAAUUUUUGAUGAAAAAAUAGCUUUUCUCUUCGAACUUGUGGUUUUAUACUGUUUUAAUAACUUAUUAUGACUUUGAAAAUCGAACUGAACUACUAAAAAAUUUAAAUCCGAUAUGAAAACAAAAUGAACGACCAAAAGUGUAAAAUCUAAACUUUCAGUACUAAAUUUCGCGACAUUUUUCACUUCUUUUUUGAUCAUAACUUUUUUUGUUUUCAACCUUUUUUUUAAAAACUGAACUGUUUUGAAUAGUAAAUUGGAGCAGCUAUCCAACCAUAGUGAUAUUGAAGCUCGAACAUUUUUUUGAAAAUUUGGUUGCGGUCCCUAUUUAUAGGGAUAAAAUCAAGGUGGUCCCUAUUAUAGUUUCGAAAAUUGACCGUUCGACCGACCGUUCGACCAAUAUUUUUUCAACAUGUCAUAAUAAAUGGUCAUUGGUCGAACGGUUGGAGUUUCAACAUUUCAACAUGUCACUUCAGAAUGACAUGUUGGUUUUUGACCGUUCGAAAUGUCACUCUGAAAUUGGUCGGUCAUUUUUCGAACGUUCGAAAUGUCACUCUGAAAAUGGUCGGUCAUUUUUCGAACGUUCGAAAUGUCACUUCAAAAAUGGUCGGUCGGUUUCGUAAAUUUCAGAAAUUGGUCGGUCAAACGAACGGUCAGAAAAAUGACAUAUUAUAACCGUUCGAAAAACUGAACGGUCAUAUCAGUUGAACGGUCUAAUUGGUCGAACGGUCGAAUUUUAGAACACUAGUCCCUAUAGGGUUUUGAAGUCUUUCCCCUUAGCCCCUAAAGUGGUCCCUAUAGGUAGGGACCGCAAAGCCACGCCCCUUUUCGCGAUAGAAAAAGUGGCUUUUUGGUUUUCAACUUUCAUUUUGUUGUAGUUGCAAAAUAUGUGGAACUGGCUAAUAAAAUUUGACACACAUGUACAGAAAAAGCUUCCUCUUUCAUUUAAAAAAAUAUUUCACGCUUUUUUUGAUGCGUUCUCGCGGAAUGUCGUACAAAAAAACGUGAAUGGAACUAAAAAUUUUUGUCUUUUUUUGCUUUUUUAUGUGUUUUCAGGUCGAACGCACUCUUUCUUUUUUUAUAUAAUGAAUUUGAUUGAAGUAACGGUAAUUCUAAAACAAUAAAAUAAAAAAUUCGUCUUUGCCAAACAUUUUAGGGAGUGCCGAAAGUCAUAAUUCAAAAUAUCGUUAAUAAGCGAAUAUAAUCGAGUUUUUGUUUUUUCAAAAUUUAGACCAUGGGCUUACUUAAAUUUUUCUCCACAGCAUCUGCGCUUGAAAAAGUUGUUUAAUACACAAAAAUGCUCUUGAAAAUAGAGAAUAAAAUUAGCGGCGUUUAUCACACAAAAAGCGGUCGAACGCAGGUUUUUUAAACGAUUAUAUACAUUUAUUAGUGAAAAAAACCUUUCAAUUAAAAAAAUAAAAUAAAAAAAUUCGUCUUUGCCAAAAAAAUUUACGGGGCCGUUUUUAUUGCUGCGAUCGUUAAACGAGGCAAAAGGCACUAAAAAAACAGUUUUUCCGAAGUAAAUUUCUACGAAAAGUUUGAGUAGAGAUUUCCGAACAUAUUCUGAUAAAAAUAGCUUAAUUACUUCAAGUUUUUCUUUUUGAAAUAGGCAAUCUGUGCUAUUCAAACGGCUCAAGGGUAUGGCGGAUGGAGGCUCCCCUCGGUAGACCCUGACAGCUUGGCGCAGCGCGUGCGCUGCGAACUUUCAUUUUGAGGCCGCGAGUUCGAUGCCCGCAAGCGUCAGUUUUUUUGUUUUUCUGGAAAAAUACCGACUUUUUUUCGGCAAACUAGCUGAUGAGCAUCAUUUUAGCACUCUAUUAUGAUUUUGUUACAUCAUAAUAGACCAGUAUCAAAAACUUUGUUCUAGAAGAAAAAAAUCGAGAAAAAAAUGUCAAAAAAAUGGAUAAUACCAAAAAUUUCAGUACUAAAAAAAUGGUGCGCGGCGCGCCACAUUUUUCCGUCAUAACUUUUUUCAUCCUCAAUCUUUUUUGAAAAACUAAACGGUUCUGAGUUUUGAAUCGAAACAGCUAUCAAACCAUACAAAACUCAAUGCUGAAAAAAUUUUUUUGAAAAUUCGUCUGCGGUCCCUACCUAUAGGAGUAUGAUUUGAAUGGUUCCAAUAGGAGAUUAGGGUCUGACUUCUAUGCCCCUCAAGAUCAAGUGAUCCCUACAGGGGUUUAAGAUCUGAACCCUUAGCCCCUAUAGCUUAAGUGGUCCCUAUAGGGGUUCAUUCAAUUUUUCGCAUGGAAAUGCUUCUUCUCAUAGAGUAUACCCCAUAUAGAGACCCUUAACUAAAAUCCCUUUAGGAACCACUUUUGCAAGCAUUAGUGGCCCCUAUAGGGGUUGGUGAAGUGGUCUCUAGAGGGGACCCUUUUAAGUUCCCUAAGGUUGCCUCUAUAGGGACCACUCUGCAGUUCCCAAGUUAUUUUCAUAAUUUGACGGGUUUUUCUACUUUUAACAUUUUUCGAAUCCAUUUUUUUAAGUUGAAAAAAAUAAACGAUAAAAAAAUAACAGCAAAUAAAAAAAAUUUUUUUAAACCAAAAUCAGCAUGUUCUCCCGUUUUAUUAGACAACAGAAACACAAAAAAAUUUAAAAAAAUGCGCUUUUUAUAUCCAAAACUUGAUAUUUUCGCAGGAUUCUGGGCCUUCCUCGACUCGGACGACAAAGUUGAUGAGAAAACGGUCAAGAUCAAGAAUGGUACAGGAGUCGAAACAAUUUUCCAAGGCUCCGAAUUCGAAUUUACCGAUUUGGAACUCUACUUCCUGGUCACACACAACUGCACAAAGGUUUUGAGAAGAAAUUAUUGAUAUCAGAUGGAUUUUCGCAGAACAAGCAAGUGAACACCUACGAAUUCCCAGUGCUCAUGAACAAUCAAACCGGAGGCUUGAUGAACGUCACCAUGUUCCAUAUGCUUAAAUGA
Caenorhabditis auriculariae is the source of this 4577-nucleotide messenger RNA. Lineage: Eukaryota; Metazoa; Nematoda; Chromadorea; Rhabditida; Rhabditidae. The record is from the annotation of a GenBank genome assembly.